GUGUCGUUUCUUCUUUUCUUUCCUGGCAACGUUGAAGGAGCUGUUGACGCAAGCAUUGAAAAAAGUUGCAUCGCGAUGCAUACGUUUCAAAAAACUUAUGAAACACUAAAAGCAAAACUACUGGAUAUAAACACGGAGGUGAACCUUCUGAAAGAUGACGUGGAUAGAGCUAUAGAACAAACUUGUGGACCGUUAGGAAAUCUAGGAAUUGGAAACACGCAUUUGUAUCAUCUGACGUAUUGUAAUUUCGAGGACAACGAAGAUGAUGAAUGCACGUUUGUUCCGCUACGUUUUGUCAUCAGUCAGGUUAUUCCUGAUCAUACAUUUGGUUCCAAAAUAGGGCACGUAUUCUAUGAUUCUGCGACUACCUAUGUUUCUAAGUUGACGUCAAAGGUGUUUCAACCAGCAGAUGCGUAUUGCAUAAGGUUUUAUUUUAGACUUUAUGCAGUAACAACUACUGGUGCUAUCAAGUUGUCCUUACAGGUUGGGGAACAUCCGGGCUAUCCUUUUCACAGCAUACCGGCCUCGAAUCUUCCUGCAAAAAUGUGGAUCUUGGCAGAAGCUAGUCCAGAUCAAGAAUAUAUACAACACCCCUUUAAGAUUAUUUUGGAGAACAACAUUCGAACUUAUGUAUAUAUCGACGACAUCAUGAUCUUCAACACCCGCUGUAAUACAGACGAUCGACAUUAA
Saccostrea cuccullata (small rock oyster) is the source of this 690-nucleotide messenger RNA. RefSeq lists its product as uncharacterized. Gene Ontology annotation, cellular component: membrane. Bases 76 to 690 code for a protein of 204 amino acids. NCBI's taxonomy places the organism in Eukaryota, Metazoa, Mollusca, Bivalvia, Ostreida, Ostreidae. The record is from RefSeq and is a predicted model, not a curated record. The transcript has 6 exons.